Sceloporus undulatus (fence lizard) is the source of this 5522-nucleotide messenger RNA. It is a transcript of the gene RALGDS, whose product is annotated as ral guanine nucleotide dissociation stimulator. The transcript has 18 exons. Lineage: Eukaryota; Metazoa; Chordata; Lepidosauria; Squamata; Phrynosomatidae. Gene Ontology annotation, biological process: Ras protein signal transduction; positive regulation of GTPase activity. Bases 418 to 2862 code for a protein of 814 amino acids. Gene Ontology annotation, molecular function: guanyl-nucleotide exchange factor activity. Gene Ontology annotation, cellular component: plasma membrane. The record is from RefSeq and is a predicted model, not a curated record.
GUCUAUUCUCUGGGGCUUCCCCCGCGGCGUGCCUCCUCUCCCUGCCUUCCCCGCCCAGGUGAGCCCCCGCCCCGUCGGGGCUUGAAGGCUGGCUGCCCUGCUCUUCAGGGGAAGGGAGGAGAGGGGGCUUCCAUCAAGGAGGAAGGGGCUCUGCGGAGCGGAGGGAAGGGGAGGCAGCCUCUGCCAGCGCCCCUCCCCUCGGCCCCCUUCCUGCCUCCCUUCUUCUUCUUCCUGCAGCCCGGGAGGCGGCGGCGGAGGCAGGGGGCCACUGCGGGGAUCCUCCUCCUCCAGCCGCAGCCCCCUCCCCGAGGGGAACCGGGGGGUCUUCGGAGGCUCCGCGGAGGAGGAGGCGGGGACCAGGAGGGACCCCUCUCCCGCCGCCUUGUCGGGGCUGGGCGCCGCCGGGCGGGGAGGACCAUGGAGCCGAAGCCUUUGUUCAGCCUGCAGAAGGCGCUGGCGCAGCCGGUCCAGAUGUGCAUGCUCGACCUCCCGCUCAGCCUCCAGCACGAGGACCAGGACGACGAGGAGAGCUCCACGCAGGAGAUCGGAGAAGAGGUGGAAGAAGGCAUCGUCUAUAGCAUUUCCCUCCGGAAAGUCCAGCUCCAUCACACAGCCAACAAGGGCCAGCGAUGGCUGGGGUUUGAGAAUGAAUCAGCUUUAAACCUCUAUGAGACAUGCAAAGUGCGGACUAUCAAGGCUGGGACCCUGGAGAAACUGGUGGAGUACCUUGUCUCAGCCUUCAAGGGCAACGAUUCCACCUAUGUCACCAUCUUCCUCUGUACCUACCGCGCCUUUGCCAGCACCAAGCAGGUGCUGGACCUCCUCCUCAACAGGUAUGGGAAGCUUCACUCCCAGGCUCAUGGAGAGCAUGCCCGGCGUGCAGUGGACGAGAGGCUGGAGCUGAAAAACACCAUCUCAUCCAUCCUGGGGGCCUGGCUGGAUCAGUACUCCGAGGACUUCCGGAAGCCGCCAGAUUAUACCUGCCUUAAGCAGCUCAUCAUUUAUGUGCGCCUCAACAUCCCUGGCUCCGACCUGGAACGCCGAGCACGUAUACUCUUCACCCAGUUCCAGCAACAGGAACAUGCUGAGGUAGAGGCAGAAGUGGUGGACCGGCCCCGCUGCCCACUGCACUUGGAGGAGGAGGAUUGCCCGGGGGAGGGCAAGGUGGACUUCCUCAGCUUCUCCCCAGAGAUGGCGGCAGAGCAGUUCACGCUGAUGGAUGCAGAACUCUUCAAGAAAGUGGUGCCUUACCAUUGCCUGGGCUGCAUCUGGUCACAACGCGACAAGAAGGGCAAGGAACACCUGGCACCCUCCAUCAGGGCCACUGUCUCCCAGUUCAAUAGUGUCACCAACUGUGUCAUCGCAACCUGCCUUGGCAACCGGACACUGAAACCUCUGCAAAGGGCCAGGGUGGUGGAGCGCUGGAUUGACGUUGCCCGGGAGUGCCGGAUUUUAAAGAAUUUCUCUUCUCUCCGAGCCAUUCUGUCUGCCCUGCAAUGCAACGCCAUUCAUAGGCUGAAGAAGACGUGGGAUGAAGUUUCACGUGAGAGCUUCCGCACUUUCCAUGAGCUAUCAGAAAUCUUUUCAGAUGACAAUAACCACUCUUUGAGCCGUGAGCUCCUUAUUAAGGAGGGAACCUCCAAAUUUGCCACGCUAGAGAUCAACCCAAAGAGAGCUCAGAAGCGGCAGCAGCAGCAACGUGAAAUGGGAGUAAUGCAAGGCACCAUCCCUUAUCUGGGCACCUUCCUCACAGACCUGGUGAUGUUGGACACAGCCAUGAAGGACUAUUUGGAGGGUGGCCUGAUCAACUUUGAGAAAAGGAGGAAGGAGUUUGAGGUCAUUGCCCAGAUCAAGCUGCUCCAGUCGGCCUGCAACAACUACAACUUCAUCCGGGAGGGCCGCUUUGUCACCUGGUUCCACAGCAUGGAGAAGUUGAGUGAAGCAGAGAGUUACAGCCUGUCGUGUGAGAUCGAGCCCCUCUCAGAAUCUGCCAGCAAUACCCUGAAGGCCAAGAAGAACACCGGCAUCAUCAAGCGCUGGAGCGACCGGCAGGCACCCACCACUGAGCCCUGUACUAGUGGCAGUUGUCACUCCAAGUCCUUUGACCAGCUGAAGUGUGGGCCCUACCUGUGCAGUGGGGACAGCACAGCCGACUCCGUCAGUGUCACUUCAGCCGGUUCCAGCAGUUCCGACGUAGAGGAAGUCAACGCUGGCUUCAUCCCUGACUCCCCCGAGGGCCAAGAGAAGAAGGUACCAGGCGGCAGCGGCAGCAGUGACGGUGGCGGCUCCCUGGGCCCUGCUCACGCCCUGGUGGGCAGGCAGCAGUUCUGGGAGUCCACUUCACUCUCCUCCUUGGACACGUCUGGCAUCGGCUCGAGUUCCAGCAGUGCCUCCUCAUCCUCGGUCUCCUCCACGCCAGUGGUGGCCUCACGCACCCACAAGCGCUCUGUCUCAGGCCUUUCCAGCUACUCCUCCCUCUCGCUGCCGCUCUACAACCAGCAGAUUGACGACUGCUGCAUCAUCCGGGUCAGCUUAGCUGUGGAGAAUGGCAACAUGUACAAGAGCAUCCUGGUAACAAGUCAGGACAAAACUCCAGUGGUAAUCCGGAAGGCCAUGGCCAAGCACAAUCUAGAUGCCGACCGGCCAGAAGAUUAUGAGCUGAUUCAGAUCAUCUCAGAAGAAAGAGAGCUCAAGAUCCCAGACAACGCCAAUGUCUUCUAUGCCAUGAACUCUGCGGCCAACUACGACUUUGUCCUCAAGAAAAGAGGCUUCUCCCGGGCUGUCAAAAUCAAGCACGGCUCCAGCUCCACACUGCCCCGGAUGAAGCAGAAGGGACUCAAGAUCGCCAAAGGCAUUUUCUGACCCUGGCCUGGCCAGCCACUUUGGCUGGCGCCUGCCACCAAGCCAGCUCUUGGCCACCAACCACUCUUAAAGGACGGCUUCUAGUGGGGUGAUGACACUGCCUUUCCUUGGCCUUCUCUGGCUUCCCACAGAAGGGAGAGCACACAGGAAGGCACAGUCAAACCCAAAGAGGUGGCUGAAGGAACCAGAACACCCCACGUGUCCACACGCACUCAGCCACCUGUUUAUUGCCCUCUGCCUUGGCACUGGCAGCUGGUCCUUGCCUUCAGUCAAGUCUGCAUCUCUCUUGCUUUUUUUUACAGAGAUUUUUAAACAUUUUUUAAAACCAAGGUGCAAAGGCUUACCAAUCUGCAACAGCCUGGCACAACACCCACCUCUCUGCCUUAGGCGCCUCUUCUCGCCAUGCCAGUACCAGCUUCCUCGCCCCCUCUGCCAGCACCCAGAGCGGGGAGAAGUGGAGGAAGGCAGGAGGGCCAAGUGAACCAGGGGGAAAGAGGAUGCCCCUGAGCUCAGCCUGGGGUGACUCUCUGCCUAGAACCCUCAGAUGGGAUCCUCGAUGGCAAUGCAUUUGGUCCUCGGGGUGGUCAGAGGGGUCCCCAGUGUCCUCCCCCCCUGCUGCCUGCCAGCCAGGUUAUCUGUGCCCAACUGGGGAUCCCACUCAGACUUUUCACCUUCCAAACUCCCCUACUCGUCCCCUUUUUUUUUUUUAAAGAGCCUGCACCAAAGAUUGAAUGGCAUUGCUUUUUUUUGUCAGAACUUCUGCUGAUCAGUUAGGGCAGGGGUAGAAGACACCAGUUUUGCACAGAGAAUGUUGUAAAUAACAGACUUUGCUUGGAAAGUGGCGGGGCAGGGGAGCCUCUGGCUUUCAAACCCAAACUCCCUCCACCACAUUUGGUUUUGCCAGACUCUUGGGAAAGUACCACUUCUGUGUUGUAAUGGACUGGAAGCUUAGGCCUUGAAAUAGGGUGCAUUGACUGUGGCAGGCAGUGAAGAAAUUUUUGUAAAGACAAACCAGAACAAACUGAAGUUACUAAUUUGUUUUUGUUUUUUUUCUCCAGUAUUUAUUGCUUGUAAAUAGACAGUUGAAUUUGUACAUUUUACUAACACUGUUUAAGGUCCAUCAGUGUGGUCACUUUUAUGUUGUAAGUAGUGAGAGGCCUUGGAUGUGUGUGGUGCAUGUGAGAGAGAGAGACAGAGAGAGAGGCUGGAGAAGGCAAAAAAAUUUCAUCUUUAUCAUAACUGAAUUUUGGGAAGGAUUUUUUUAUUGGAGCUUUAAGGGGGGGAGGAACUUAGCAAUUAGCAUAUAAAUCACUACACUGGAAAUACUAAUUAAUGCACUAAGUCUAAUUAUUUUUAACAGAUUGUCUCAAGGUGUCAGAUAAAGCUAUCGCUGUGUUACUGCGCAGGGCGGUCCAGGCCAGAGUAUUCUCCUUAGAUGAGCUUUAGCCUGGAUGGAACUGAGCUGGCUUGAGUAAGCGCUGGAAGGCUCUAAGUGAGAGAAGCCACAGCCCUUUUGGAAGAACAUAGGGGAUGUGAGGGAAACUCAAGUGAGGCAACAACACAGGUGUGAGGUUUCACCUGUGUCUUGCAGUGGCUUCUAGAAGGCAAGCUCCCAAACCACCUUGUCAUUAGGAGUCCACUUCUCUCUUGGCACCACAGAGAUGUGAGGGGGGCUUUGUCUGCCUCUUUAUGGUUAGGGUGCUGUGGUGUCAGUUGAGAUGUACCCAGCUCUACACUUACCUGCCCACCUGCUUGCUCGCUCACACACACCACAGAUCUGGAAAAGUGCCCUGGCUUCUGUUCUGCCUAUGAAGGGAGCAGGAGGCUCCUUGAGGGCAGAGGCAUGCUUGGGUGUGCAUGUGUGUGUAUUUUGCAGGGUUGGGGUUCCUUUCCUUGUCUGUUUCCUAUUCAGCAUAUUUCCCUGGACACAGUGAAGCAUAUGUUUGUGUUCCUUUCAGUAGUUUGCCUAUGCUAAAAGAAGAAAGUGGUCCACUCUUCUUGCAUGCUCCCAUCUUCUCAGAGGAGUCACUGGGCCCCUCUCUUGGAUGCCCUCCCAUUGCCACCUGCUUGGUUUGAGGGGCAUGACCCUCAGUGCUGAUGACCCUGAGCCAGGCUUCUCCCAUGGAUCAGCCACAAACCUCCACUGUGUGUGUGCCUAACACUGUAACAGUGCCCUUCGGCUUCGACCAGCCUUCUCCAUUUGGCACUGGCUGGAUGUGCUGGGUGAGGAUGGUGGGAGUUUUAGUUUUGGGGAAGACUGCCUUUUAUCCAUUUUUUAUUCUUUUUACUCGGGAGGAACUUGUAGUCUGCAGCUGUUGUUGGAUUACAACUUCCAUAGUUGAUGAAGCACUGGCUGACUGCCGAGGCACCUUAGCAAUAUGGGGCAGAUGAGAGAUCUACCACCUGCACUGGGCUGGGCCCUUCCUCUUAGCCUCCCUCCUCCUCUGGGCAUCUCAGUGUCAGAUUCUUCAGCAUCUGCAUAUGUGUGUGUGUGUGAGAGAGAGAGAGAGAGAGAGUGUGUGUGUGGCAUGAUUCAUGCAGGUGAACAUAGUUACAGUCUGUUUUGUACCAAUUGCCACACAAUGGCACACUAUUGAGUUGUGAUGUGUAUACAGCAAUGUAAUUAACCUUUUCAUUAAAAUACCAAUGUUUUGACAUUA